UAAUUGUAAAUUGAAUGUUAAUUGUAGUAAUCUUUUUCAGUAUUUUCCCAGGGUCUUCAAGCCAAAGGAUGAGUUCUUAUAGAAGUACUGACAUUUUCCUCAUACAUAAACCAUGAAGCUUGCUCCGAGUAAAUUUUCAAUUCAGAAUUUAUUUUCCUUCCGUGGGGAUGAUUUCCAUUCCCUCUUCUCUACUCCUUCAAAGUUUCUUCUUUCAACUACCUCUUUUUGGCGGGGAGAGGUUGCUCACCUUAGACAUAAGGUGAAGUACUUUUGAAAUAGAAUUUUUAGAAAGAUAGGGAGAUUGAUGGAAGAAAAGGAUAUUUUUAGAAAGAUAGGGAGAUUGAUGGAAGAAAAGGAUACUGAACAUAGGCAAGGAGAAAAGGGAGUUUAGAACAAGUGAGUACAGAGGAGAAGAAUAUAAAUUGUAUACACUUGAUGGGAGAAGGGCUGGGAUUCAAGUAAGGAGACUUUGGUUUCCACUGUGCUGUAAACUUAUAAAGAGAAAAAAAUGACCAAAUCCAAAGAAUACUUGGAAGUUGAAGCUGGGGUUCCAAGGCACAGUCCCUUAAUUUCGGAAAAACCCAGGAACAUCAAUAUCUAUCCAGUUCACUGUAUGGCAGCUCUGCCCUCAAAGAUAUUGCAAACAACAAAAAACAAACCCACUUUUUUUUUGUACUGAUAAGGAAGAUGAAGAUAUGAAGAUAAUCCUUUUUAAAGAAUUCUUCUUGGUCCUAGAUUACCAAACUGUGGUGCACUCCCCAAACAAGCACAUAGUGCCCCAAAUGGAAGCCAGACAGAUUCAUGCCUAGAAAUAACAUUUAUUCUAAGGGUGUGGCGCAGUGCAUCAUGGGAACCGCUCUUCCUCUGCGUCCCUACCCUACCUUGUUCUCUUGCUCCUCCAUCCACUGCCUCUGAAAUGAUUGGCAAACCAUGUGAUUCUCUUCUUUGGAGUCAAAGAGAGAAAUGGACAGACACAGCGGCAAACCACAAGACCCUUAAUUUCUCUACCAGCCAAUAGAAAACUUGGCAGCCCCUCCAGCCCCAAGCUUAGCUUCUUUCCUCUACUCUUCUUUUCCCGUUUUGAGCCCGCCUUCCCACUCCAUCGCUUAACCCUCAACGUUUGACAACUCGACCGGCCAAUGAGAAGUUCCCGCUCUGGGUGGAGACUCGAUAAAGUGAUGGGCAUCCAAUCCGGCCAAUUGGUCCCUCUACCUGUGGGCGGGGUGUGAAAGGCAGCCAGUGAAGCAGCGGCAUAGAUGAACGGAGAAGAAAAGGGGCGGGAAGGGGUUCUCUGAAGGAGGGAGGGGAAGGCCCUGGAACCUAGCGCUGCCGCCGCCGCCGCCGCCGUCGCCGCUGCCCGAGUCGGAGGAGGAGAAGCCAGAAAGAAAAUGGCGGCCGUGGCUGCGGAGGCGGCAGCGACUGCAGCGUCCCCGGGGGAGGGGGGCGCCGGCGAGGCCGAGCCAGAGAUGGAGCCCAUCCCCGGCAGCGAGGCGGGCGCCGAAACCGGCACCGAUCCUCUGCCUGUGACCGCCACUGAAGCCUUGGUUCUUGAUGAGGCGGACGGCAAGCCCGCCCCUCAGGCCGAUGAGCCACUGCCACCGCCGCCGGGGGAGCCCGCCCGGAGUCCCGGGGUGGCGGGCCCCGAACCCGAGCCUCGGCUGGAGCCCGACUCUCAGAGGCUCGAGCCCGAAGAGAAACCUCCCGCUCGCUUUGAGGAGAGAGAACCGAAAGAGGAGGAGGAGGCGACAAUAGCCCCACGGGCACCCGAGCCCUUAACGCCGCCGCCGGAGGAAGGGAAAGAACCGGCUCCCGAGGAGCCACCGCCGCCGCCUCAGCCCCAGUCUCAGCCAGUGGCUCCGGCGCUGCUCCCGCCGGCGGGCGGGGACUCGGCUGUGGCUCAGCUGAUCCCGGGCUCGGAGGUGCGGGUCACCCUGGACCACAUCAUCGAGGACGCGCUCGUGGUGUCCUUCCGCCUCGGGGAGAAGCUUUUCUCGGGGGUCCUCAUGGAUCUGUCUAAAAGGUUUGGGCCCCAUGGAAUCCCUGUGACAAUUUUUCCCAAAAGAGAAUACAAAGAUAAACCUGAAGCCAUGCAGCUCCACAGUAGAUCAUUCCAAGAAGGAACAGAAAUCAAGUGUGACUUGAAUGGUGCUGGUCCUGAUGACCAUUCUCCCAUUCAGCCACCAGAACCUAGCCUUGCUAAAAGCCUGUGGACUUCUAAACCACCUCCUCUCUUUCAUGAAGGAGCACCUUAUCCUCCCCCUUUGUUUAUCAGGGACACGUAUAACCAAUCAAUACCUCAGCCUCCUCCUCGGAAAAUUAAACGACCCAAAAGGAAAAUGUACAGGGAGGAGCCCACUUCUAUAAUGAAUGCCAUCAAACUACGACCCAGACAAGUCCUGUGUGACAAAUGUAAAAACAGUGUUGUUGCAGAAAAAAAAGAAAUUAAAAAAGGUGGCAAUGCAACUGACUCAUCUAAAUAUGAUGAUAACAAAAAACGGAGAAAUGAAAGUGUAACUACUGUGAAUAAAAAACUUAAAACUGACCAUAAAAUGGAUGGAAAAAACCAAAACGAAAGCCAGAAAAGAAAUGCUGUGGUCAAAGUUUCAAAUAUUGCUCACAGCAGAGGCAGAGUAGUUAAAGUCUCUGCUCAGGCAAAUACUUCAAAAACCCAGUUAAAUACUAAAAAAGUCCUCCAGAGUAAGAACAUGGAUCAUGCAAAAGCUCGGGAAGUGUUGAAAAUGGCCAAAGAAAAGGCACAAAAGAAACAGAAUGAAACUUCCACUUCCAAAAAUGCACAUUCUAAGGUUCACUUCACUCGUCGGUUUCAGAAUACCAGCUCAGGUUCCCUUCCACCCCGGUUGCGUUUAAAGCCACAAAGAUAUAGGAAUGAAGAAAACGACUCUUCCCUGAAGGCUGGACUUGAGAAAAUGCGGAGUGGCAAGAUGGCACCCAAACCCCAGUCUCGUUGCACCUCUACCCGCUCAGCAGGUCUCAACAAAUGGCAGCAUAUUACAUCAGACAGUGACGAGUCCUGCUGCUCCCUUACAGUGUCUGACAGACCACUGUGGAUUCAGAUUGGGAGCAUUGAAGUUAACAGUGAAACGGGCAGGUCUGUCUGUUUUAAGCCCUGCCCCAAAGUGAAGGGGGGCAUCAUAUCAUCACUUAAUCAUUCCCCAAAUAGUUUAGCACAAAGACAUUAGCAGCAAGCUGGUUUCCUAGAACUUACUACACUGCCACAAGAGAACACCAGCUCUUCAGGACUGAAAGAAACUAGAGAUUGAUUUUUUUUUUCCUUUUUCACUUCUUUAAUAAAGAGUAAAUGUUAAGAGCCGUGACUAAAACAGAUUUGAUGUACCUGGAAAUGGUAUUUGUAAAUUGUAAAUUGUUUCUAUUAUAUUAAACUGCAGAAAUAUUAUUAGGGGAAUAUUUGAUAAAACUUUUUGUAAUAAAUAAUGCAUGAGAUGAGGAAAAUGAUGUGAAGUACACAUGUAAGGACUCACUUGAAUUUUAAAUUUGAAGAAUACCUGACAAAAUUUUUUUUCCCAAAACUUUUGAUUGUGGAUUUUCUAUCAGUCCAUUUAAAUGUAAAUCCCUGAAGAUUAAAACAUGGAAUGAUGGCAGGAACUGUUAGAUUUUUGUUUUUCAUUUUCAACCUUCUUAGACUUUGUUAUGUUUUUGUGUUUCCUCCAAUGUUUAUGUUAGUGUGGAUAUGAACAAAUGGUGCUUCUAAAACUACUUGAAGCCAAGACCAAGGUUUCCCAGUCGAGAGAUAAUGAACAACUUUACAUCUCCUGGGAAUGUUUUUCUCCCUAAAGCAGGGAUGUAGCGUUCUAAAUAGAAAGGUUUGCUUGUUAAGAAAUAUUAAAAUUUAUUUAUUUGCCACCAGUAUUUAACAUUUUGUGCACCUUUUAAUGAUUAAAUACUUUUUUUCCUCAAAUUAGGAAUAGUGGCUUUUUCUCACUGGUGAGAAUUAUUAGUAUUUGGGAAUGAAAAUAUAUACAGAAUUAACUUGUUUCUAUGGAGGGAUUUGGUAAUUUUUCUUUUCCUUGAUUUUCCAUCUAGUUUGGAAAAUAGUUACUUUUUUAGGUUUUGGAGAAGACAUCUGGGAAAAAAACCCUUUUGGGAAGAAGUCUGUCCAGGCUAAAUGCAAGAAAAAUUCCUACUAGUAUCAGUAGGAAUUAAGCCUGUUGGAAGACUGCAAGAAUGGACCCUUAGAGGUGGCUUCAGAUCUUUCAUGAAUGAAGCAUGAAUCCCUAAUAAUAGUGAUCAUAGUUAUUUGGCCUUUUUUUUUUGGGGGGGGGGGUAAGUAUAUAGAUAGAAAUCCAUUUUCUCUCCCCCACUUUUGUUGAACGAGGAAAGCAUAAUAUACUAUGAAAAUAACAAGAUGGACCUAUUAGAGGUACUAAAUUUCUAAAGCAAUUUUAUAUUUAAUGGUGCCAUACUUUAUAAUAAACGUAAAAUUUUUUAGUGGUAAUAGCAAAUUAUUUUUAAAACCAGAAAGAGAAUCUGUAGCACCUACUUAUAUACACAUACACAUAUAUAAAUAAAUAAAUAUAUAUUUAGAACCCAUCUCAUUUAAAACAACAUCAGAUAAUUGAGCAUUUAGCUCAGUUUAUUUAAUUUUUCAUUAUCCAGUGUAAAUUUGGAAAUUUGUUCUUUUGGUCCAUGUAGCAUCUCCUUUAAUAAUGCCCAAGUGUUCAGGAUGAAUAUUUAAAGUUCUGGGUGAGUUCUGGAGCAUUUAUUUUUGCAUCACAAAGUAUAUCCAUCUUUUUGCUUCUGGAAAGCUUAGAGAUUUUAAAUAAAUAAAAGGUUUGGUUUUUGCCCUAGUCCUGACCUUCUGGAUGUUUUUUCAUGUUACAAAAAGUCUCCAUUUUAACAUAAUACAAGAUAAGCUCAGGGCCUGGAACAGCAGGAAUGUUACAUAUUAUAACUGAAGUGUCCUGGCUAAGACAUGCACAUUUUAGGAAAAUAGCCCUGCAGUGUAAUUUCCCACCUGCUUAAAUCCAGUUGGUCUUGUUCUCUCACCAGCACUAAUCAAUAGCAUCUACUACUGGGGCUCUAUCUGACUCCUGCAGUUUUUACACAGGCAGAACUCUUAUGGACUUGAUGAAGUUUGACUUGUAUGGAGACUACAAAAUAAUGGUAGUUAAGGGAGAAUAAGGAUUCUUUAUUAGGGGGUUGGGUGGGGAAAACGAACAGAUUGUAAAGUAAAAAAGAAACUGACAGAUAAACAUUCACAGGUUUUUCUAAUGAUCAGUUACUAAAGCUGUUUUACUGCAAAAUGGAUUUUUAUUUUUUUCUUUAAAAAUGAAAUUCAGUGAUAUUUAAAAUGUAGAUGUACUGUAUUGUUGGUUUUUGCUUUUUUUUGCUUUAGUUGCUUAAUAUUUAAGCUUUGCUUCCUUCUAACUUUAUUCUAAAUGGUCACAUACCUAUUUCAUUUUAGACUUGAAUGGAAAAAAAUUGCAUCACCUCUCAAGUUUGCUCAGAGUUUAAUGUUAAAGAAUGUCAUGUAACAUUUAUUUCAAUAAAGUCUUGGAUUUUUUAUAUUUAAAAAUUAAAA
Molecule: messenger RNA, 5560 nt
Organism: Antechinus flavipes (yellow-footed antechinus)
Lineage: Eukaryota; Metazoa; Chordata; Mammalia; Dasyuromorphia; Dasyuridae
Gene: PWWP2A
Product: PWWP domain containing 2A
Exons: 4
Coding region: 1389-3200 (603 amino acids)
Cellular component (GO): nucleus
Molecular function (GO): chromatin binding; histone binding
Source: RefSeq, a predicted model, not a curated record